AAUAAAAAUGCCUUUAAAAUUCACAUUAACAUAAAAUAAAGGUGAUAAAAUACCUACAGCAAAUUCAUUUUAUUAGUUUUACGUGAAGUUUUAGUGAAAAUCUUAAAAUGAAAAACAGAGUUAUCGUCGCACGCUUGUAAGAGUGAGACAACACUACUGCUACUGUCAUUUGUUUAUGUAGUUUUUGUUGUAGUGGCGCUUGUGGUUGUUGCUGUUAUUCUGUUUGCGCCAUGGCUAGAAGUGAUUAAAAGCAACAAAAGCGCCUUAACAAGUUUUUUAAUUGUUGUUGUUGUUGCAGACAGUGCAAUGCCGGCAAAACAAUCAAAACGCAUUGCGCAAAAUAAGGAAAAUGUAUUAGAGCGUGCAUAAACAACGCCAAAAAACAACAUCGUUAACGACGAAUUCGGCGAAUACACAACAAAAGUGGAGUGAGUAAUAAAUGUAUAGAAUGUUUGUGCGAAAGUAAAACUCAAGUGUAUAGUAAAACGAAAACGAAAUUAGAAGCGGUGGCUCGCCAUGCCUUGCCAGGCAUAAGCGUCACAAUGCGGUGCAUAAAGUAAAGUGGAAAACGAAAUACUGGGAAAAAACGUAGCGUAGUGAAUUCCUGAGUUUCAAACUGCUGCUGGUUUCAUAUUUUGCCGUCCUCUAUACUUACCAACAACAACGCGACAACACAAAAAUAAUGGCAAUAAGCAGAAGUAAUUCGAUUAGUGCGCAGGCCAAACCACCGACCAGGAGGACGCGCGUCUUUUUAUUGUCGUUGCUGCUACUGACGCAGCUGGCGGAUGUUUUGCAUGCAAGUCAAGCAUUAUCAUUCACAUUCGAACCACAAGAUGCGAUUGUGCCCGAGGGUCAUUCGGUGUUGCUACAAUGCGAAGGAAAUGCACAGGCGAGUAAGGCUUCGAAAUCCUUGCCAGCCCACAUACGUUGGCGGGGACCUGAUGGUCAGGAUCUGGGGAUUGUUGGAGACACUUUUCGUACGCAGCUGAAGAAUGGAUCGCUUUACAUCAGUUCCGUGGAGGAAAAUCGCGGCUUGACAGGUGCCUAUCAGUGCCUCCUUAGUGUCAAUGGCAUUGGCACUGUGGUUAGCCGUCCAGCCUUGGUGGCUAUUGCACAGCUGCCCGACCUGAAUCAGGAUUUCAUCGAAACGUAUUUGCUGCCUGGCCAGACGGCCUAUUUUCGCUGCAUGAUUGGCGACUCAGGACAACCGGGUCUAAAGCAUAGCGUGCAAUGGUACAAGGAUGAUAUGCCAUUGCCGCUGGACAAUUUGCGCAUGGUGGUUCUGCCAAACGGAGCGCUAGAAAUCGAUGAGGUUGGCCCCUCCGAUCGCGGAGUCUAUCAGUGCAAUGUGACUUCGGGCAGCAUUUCGCGGAUGAGCAGUAAAACGAAUUUGAACAUUAAAAAAGCAAACGAAGCGGGAGCAGAUAAUCCAAGCGCCCCCUCGUUUCUGGUUGGUCCUUCGCCGAAGACGGUGAGGGAGGGCGACACCGUUACCUUGGACUGCGUAGCUAAUGGAGUGCCAAAGCCACAAAUUAAAUGGCUGCGUAAUGGCGAGGAGUUGGACCUUAACGAUCUCGACUCCCGCUUCUCCAUUGUGGGCACGGGCUCCCUGCAAAUCUCAAGCGCCGAAGACAUUGACUCGGGCAACUAUCAAUGCCGUGCCAGCAAUACUGUUGACUCAUUAGAUGCACAAGCAACCGUGCAGGUGCAGGUGCCACCGAAAUUCAUACAAAGUCCCAAGGACAAGACAGCCCACGAAAAGGAGGAGCUCGAGCUGGAGUGCGCUAUACGCGGCAAACCGAAACCGGCCAUCAAGUGGCUUAAGAACGGCGAUGUGAUAACGCCCAACGACUAUAUGCAGUUGGUGGCGGGCCACAAUCUGCGAAUUCUCGGACUGCUGCAGUCCGAUGCUGGCAUGUUUCAAUGUGUGGGCACGAAUCCAGCAGGCAGCGUGCAGGCGGCGGCUCGUCUGCGCAUCGUAGCACCAGGAGUCAAAAUCAAGCAACGCAAGUUCCAAGGACAUUCUACAAAGUCCCUACAGACCUCGGACAUGUUAUCGCCCAAUAAACGCCGUAAAGGUUUCAACUCGGGCGAGCUACGCACCAAAGCUGGUGGCAGUCUUGAUGCCGACGAUGAAAACGACAGCGACGACUCGCAAGAAAUGAAACGAUUACAUUCCAAGACAAUAUUUGAUAGUUUACACUCCCACAAGCCUAUGCCCGAUAAACCGCUUAAUGACCGAAACUUUGAUGAACUGACCUUUAAAAAACCCAACAACGACAAACUUAAGCUUGAUUUAGAUGAAGACGAGGACGACUAUGACGAUGCAAACGAUAGCACACAACAGCUAAUUGCUGCCUAUAAACAGGGCGAUGAUCCAAACAAAAUACUGGCCACCUGGCAGAACAAGAACAAAAAACAGAAUUCACCCCAACAGCCAGAACAACAAAUUCCACCCUCAAAUUUUGCUUCUUCAGAUUUAGCCGAAGGUGAUGGUCCAGCAGCCGCUGCACAGGGCGGGUCAAGUGGUACCAAAUUGCUGGGAAGUGGUCUGAUAGCACGCCUUCCAGGACCACCGCGAGAUCUGGUAGCCCAAAUUGUGAAGCCACGCUUUGUCACACUCAGCUGGUCGGAGCCGCUCCAGAACUCCGUCGAGGUUGUUUCCUAUACCGUAUUCUACAAGAUGAGCAACAGUGAACGCGAGCAAAAGAUAGUAACCAAAUCGCACGAUGAUCAACAAGUCAACAUACAGUCAGUGCUGCCAGGCAGGACGUAUCUGUUUCGAGUGGUCGCCAACACCAAUUUCGGCCAGGGCGAGUCCUCGAAAGUCCUAGAGGUGAGCACACAACCCGAGGUAAACAUAGCUGGACCGCCGCGCAACUUUGAGGGCUAUGCGCGUAGUCACAAGGAGAUUUACGUGCGAUGGGAUCAACCGACAGUUACCAAUGGCGAGAUACUCAAGUAUCGCAUCUACUACUCUGAGGGUGAAAGCGGAGCGGAUUUGCAUUACGACAGCACCGCCCUGGAGGCUGUGCUUGGUGAUCUGCGCCCCUACACGGACUACAUAAUAAGCGUGGUGCCGUUUAAUCGUAAUGGCAUGGGUGAUCCCUCUUCAGAGAUCAAGGUGAAGACAUUCUCCUCAACGCCAUCUGAGCCGCCGAACAAUGUUACGCUGGAAGUUACGGGCUCAAGUUCCAUCACAGUACACUGGGAGCCUCCAGCUGAAGAGGAUCGCAAUGGCCAAAUAACAGGCUAUAAAAUCCGCUUUCGCAAAUUCAAAGACGCACCCCAGGUGAAGAGCACGCCCGCGAACAUACGCUACUUUGAGCUAAACGGACUGGAUCGCAAUGCUGAGUAUCAGGUGAAAAUAGCAGCAAUGACUGUGAAUGGUUCGGGUCCCUUUACGGAAUGGAAUCGCAUAAAUACGCUCGAAAACGACCUGGAUGAAACACAGGUGCCGGGGAAACCUAUCUGGAUUGCCAUACAACCAGGAGCGAACAAUAUUGGGCUUCACUGGGGUCCGCCACUACAGCCGGAGAUAAAGAUACGCAACUAUGUCCUGGGCUGGGGCCGCGGCAUACCCGAUGAGAAUACCAUCGAGCUAAAAGAAACCGAACGUUACCAUGUCCUCAAGAAUCUGGAAUCAAACACCGAGUACGUUGUCUCGCUGCGCGCGCGCAAUGUCAAAGGUGAUGGACAACCCAUUUAUGACAACAUAAAGACCCGCGAUGAUGAGCCAGUGGAUGUGCCCGUACCGCUCGAGGUUCCUGUUGGCCUGCGCGCUAUAACAAUGUCCAGUUCGUCCAUUGUUGUCUACUGGAUUGACACCAUGCUUAACAAGAAUCAGCAUGUGACGGACAAUCGGCAUUAUACUGUGAGCUAUAGUAUUACCGGAUCCGGUCGAUAUCGCUAUCACAACACCACCGAUCUGAACUGCAUGAUAAACGAGCUGAGACCGAACACCCAGUACGAGUUUGCUGUCAAGGUAGUCAAAGGUCGACGCGAGUCGGCAUGGUCCAUGUCGGUGCUAAACAGCACGUAUCAGAAUGUACCCGUGACACCACCACGCGAGCUGACAGUGCGCCUCGAUGAGCAGAAUCCGCAUAAUGUUAUAAUCCAGUGGUUGCCACCGAAACACACUGUGGGCCAAAUAACAGGCUACAACAUCUACUACACCACAGAUACUACAAAGCGUGAUCGGGACUGGUCCAUCGAGGCAUUUUCGGGCGAAGAGACGAUGCUGAUGCUCCCAAAUCUGAAGCCAUACACCACCUACUAUUUCAAGGUGCAGGCGCGAACCACUAAAGGCAGCAACAAUGCACCAUUCUCUGCACUAGUGGCUUACACAACAAGUGCUGCGGUCAUCAUGCAGGAGGCCGAUACCAUAGCCAAAGGCGUCGACAAUGAGAAGCUGUUGAUCAUUAUUAUUUGUGCCACAGUACUGGUAAUGGUUUUCCUGCUCAUUGGCCUAUUAUUGCUGUGCCGUCGUAAGCCGCAAUCCUCGCCGGAGCAUACCAAGAAGAGCUACCAGAAGAACAAUGCGGGUGUACCGAAACCACCGGACCUAUGGAUACAUCACGACCAAAUGGAGCUGAAAAACAUUGACAAGUCUAUCCACAAUGCCACUCCCGUCUGCAGCGAUGGCGCCUCCAGCAGCGGAGCACUCACACUGCCCCGUUCCGUGGUUCACAGUGAAUACGAAGUUGAGACGCCGGUGCCAGCGCAUGUAACCAACUCAUUGGAUAAACGAUCAUACGUACCGGGCUAUAUGACAACAUCUAUGAACUCGACCAUGGAGCGACCGCAAUAUCCGCGAACCCAGUAUAACCAUCAGAAUCGCUCCCACAUGACCAUGGAUACGGGUCUGUCGCAACAGAGUCUGACACAACCACAGAACAACUCGUUGGCCCAAACGCCCGAGCAUCCCUAUGGCGGCUAUGACGCCAAUUUCUGUAAUGCGGGCUAUGCGGGUGGUAGCAAUGUGGGCGGCAGUGGUGCGCCCAACAACGGCUGUGUGUCCACCAUAGAGAGCGCCAAGCGUGGCCAUCCACUAAAGAGUUUCAGCGUACCAGGUCCACCGCCCACAGGCGGAGCAACGCCCAUCAAUAAGCACACAGCUCCUGCCGUUACAAUACGUCCACAAAAUCAAUCGCCCUACAAGAAACCCUCGUUCUCGGCCGCCACGCCCAAUCGCUUGCAAGGCGGCGGCUCAGUUGCGCAUUCCACCGACGAGAUUCAAAGACUGGCGCCCAGCACAUCCACCGAGGAGCUAAAUCAAGAAAUGGCCAAUCUCGAAGGACUGAUGAAGGAUUUGAGCGCAAUAACAGCGAACGAAUUCGAGUGUUAACACCAAUAACCUAAAGACAAGAACAUAGUUAAAAGUAUUAUGCAGAAUCCGUUUUUUAUGUUAUUUGUUUUUUAAUUUCUGUUGCGAUUUUAUCUCGAAUUUGUAACUCGAAUUGGCCAUUUUUUGUACAUUAUCAUUUGUGUAGUAUUCGAUUAGCUUUUAUGUUUAUAGUUUAUAAUAUAGUUUAUACAUAUUUUGGACCGAUGAUAACUGUAAAUAUUAAUGAAGCCAUAUAUACAUAUAAAUAACGUUUUAUCAUAGGUAUUUUUAAACGAAAAUGUAAAAAAAAAAACAAGUGAGAAAAAGAAAUAUGAGAAAUGUACGUUUGUUGGGAUGCUGCCCCUGGCAUUUAUUUAUAUUUAUUGAUCCUAGCUUAAAUACCAUGUGUUUCAUUUAAAUGUAAGGUAUGGUCAGACAUCCAUAUAAUUUCCUCACAAAUAUAUCAAAUGUCAAAGUUAUGUCAAAAACAUAAUAUUACUUCAAAUAAAACCAAUCAAAAUUCCUUACUAAAGUAUAGUCUCGUACUUGUAGAGUAAGACAAAUUGCUGAGCAAAUCAUUUGCCAUGUCUGACCGUAGCUUUACAUUCGGCUGCAAGCAUGCGACAUAAAUACACACAUAUAUAUAGAAAUAUAUCUUUAUAAUUUAAACAUAAAGUCACUCAAGGCACAUUCUUACAAGAUCUACGCAGCCCUAUACACUAAGUCUCAUAUUGGUAAAUCAUUUAAACCAUAAUAUUUAUGCUACAUAUUUCAACUUAAGAAUCAAAACGUGCUUGGUAAUUUGCGAAAAAUAUCAAUUCAAUAUGUGUUUGUCUACAUUAUGUAAGAGCCGACGUUUAGUUUUCCAAGAAGCCUCCUAAGUUUGGAACGUGCCAUUUUGAUUUAAUAAAAGACUAUUUACUUAAGCCCUUAAGUCAAAAACUAGACUAGACUAUAUUCUAAGACGGCAUUUAUUACCUAAACUCUACCAGUUAUACGCUAUAUUCAUACAUACAAGUAUAUGUACUAUAUACAUAUUUAUUCGUAAUGAAAUUUGUGUGUAAGCCACCCUUUGUGCAUUUUGAUGUGUUCAAAAUUUUAUACCUACUAAAGAGUCGCUUAUGUCAGAAUUAAAUUAUUUUCCAUUUCGAAAAUCCACUAAGAUGCCUGCAGUAAAAAUAAUUUUCAAUGGCCAUGUGCUGCGGAUUGAAAAGUAAUUACCUACAAAAAAAUAUAAAUGCACAAACUUUGCAACAACAUAACUAAUAAGUAUGUUAACCUUUUUGACAAAACCAUUUUCACAUGACCGGUUCAAGAAUAAGCAUAACGUUAAAGAAAUAUAUGGAAAUGGAACUUUAGAUUUUUUCAGCUUAUCGGGAAGUUUUGAACUUUUAAAUUGUUUAAAUGUUACUUGUUGUUGAACCGUGAAUACGAAAUACAAAAAAGAUAGAAAGCCCACGUCAACAAUUUGGAAAAAACUAUAAUUUUAACAAAACUCUGUAACCAUAAAUGAAAAAUAAAAAAAUAUAUACCGACAUUUUUGUGAAAUCGA
Scaptodrosophila lebanonensis is the source of this 6878-nucleotide messenger RNA. It is a transcript of the gene fra, whose product is annotated as neogenin. Gene Ontology annotation, biological process: cell-cell adhesion. Gene Ontology annotation, cellular component: membrane. Lineage: Eukaryota; Metazoa; Arthropoda; Insecta; Diptera; Drosophilidae. The coding region runs from base 683 to 5347 and encodes 1554 amino acids. The record is from RefSeq and is a predicted model, not a curated record. Gene Ontology annotation, molecular function: protein binding. The transcript is spliced from 10 exons.